Messenger RNA from Laetiporus sulphureus 93-53, 873 nucleotides. RefSeq lists its product as uncharacterized. NCBI's taxonomy places the organism in Eukaryota, Fungi, Basidiomycota, Agaricomycetes, Polyporales, Laetiporaceae. The transcript has 5 exons. The coding region runs from base 1 to 873 and encodes 290 amino acids. The record is from RefSeq and is a predicted model, not a curated record.
AUGUCUAUUUCCUCUGCGACGCCGUAUAUCAGCCUUUCUGAUGCUCUCCUAGCUCGUCACCAGUUAGCAGCGUACUACAAGCGGAUGCCUAAGGCUCCGACUGACGAGAAUGAAGCUCAGAAUCUCAUUGAUUGGUUCCAGGGCUUCAUUGUCAGGAUGGAUACGGUGAUUCAGGAGGUCGGAGCAGACAAGGUUGGAGUGGAUUUCAACAACAUCUGCGAAAAUGUGCGGGCCUUCGUCGAACCCCUGCAACCCCUGCAUGAGCAGGCACUGAGAGACGCUGUGGAUCUCGCAUUCGCCAACGCUGACAUCGAAGAGCAUCACUUCAUAUCUCUUAAAGACCUGUUGGAUGAACAGGAGAAGCUGCCAGCUACUAAAGCGAACAUACGUUCGUCUGACAAGGAGUCAAAGGGUCCAAUUCAUCCUCCAUCCGCCACUGCGGCAAACGCUGCCGCGGACGUGGAGCCCAAGGCCACGAUGAAUGAGAGAGCGCCGGUCGAGAAUGACGCAGUUCCUUCCGGUGGCCUGCCGGAUCGUAUCACCCCCGAUGCGAAGUCCGCCAUCAUCACGAAUGUGUCAUCCCCUGUGAUUGCAGUUUUUAUGGACAAGAAGACACAGCCUGCCCUAGGCAUCCCUGAUUUCAACGUUAGCGGCAGCAAAGACGCGAAGCCCGCUCCUUCGUCAGACAGCAACCUACCAGUGGUAGCUAGCAGCAAGGAUGUCGCCGCCGCCGUCGCCGAUUUCAAGCACGCACUCGUUACCAUCAAUGAGCGAAAUGCGCCAGCAGAUUUCGAGUCUGACAGCACAGUCAUUGACGCACUCGCCGUCAUCGCUGCCGACAUCUCCGGUGAUGACGCCAAAGGCGGACGGUGA